Molecule: messenger RNA, 1095 nt
Organism: Selaginella moellendorffii
Lineage: Eukaryota; Viridiplantae; Streptophyta; Lycopodiopsida; Selaginellales; Selaginellaceae
Product: pentatricopeptide repeat-containing protein At4g02750
Exons: 2
Coding region: 1-1095 (364 amino acids)
Biological process (GO): RNA modification
Molecular function (GO): protein binding; RNA binding
Source: RefSeq, a predicted model, not a curated record
AUGUAUGGCAAAUGCGGCAGCGCGGCCGAUUCAUUCGCCGUGUUCCAGCGCGCCAGAGAUCGAAACCUCUACUCGUGGAACAUGAUGCUCCAGGCAUUUGCCCUAAAUGGGGAUCUGUCCAGCGCCAAGAAUCUCUUCGAUAGAAUGCCGCAAAAAGACGUGGUUUCAUGGACGGCUAUCAUGGCAACUUUUGCCGCUAAUGGUCGUUUAAACGAGGCGAGCUUGCUGUUCGAUUCUCUGCCCUGCCCUAAUCUUGUGUCGAGGAAUGUCAUGCUUGCAGCAUAUGCCAAGGCUGGGCAUUUGGAUUCCGCGUGGAAAGCUUUCAACGCUAUGGGUGAGAGAAGCGUUGCUUCUUGGACGUCGAUGAUCCAGCCACUGGCGGAAUUAGGGAAAGUGGAGGUGGCCCAGCAGAUUUAUGGUCGGAUGCCAAUGUGGAAUGUAAUCACGUCGACUUCGAUGCUAGCUGCAUAUACCCAAAGCGGGAAUUUUGACAUGGCAUUGGAGGCUUUUGAUUCCAUGCCGGAGAUCAAUGUGGUAACGUGUACGGUCAUGAUCAGCUGCUACGCGGCAUGUUUCCAGAUUGAAGAGGCUCUCAAAGUUUUCGACUCGAUGCUGGAGAGAAACGUUGUGACAUGGACCGAAAUGGUGCACGUAUAUGCGGAUCUUGGGCAUCUUGAAGAGGCAAAACUUCUUUUCUACAAGAUGCCUUGUUGGACUCUCGUCCCUUGGAACGUGAUGCUUUUGGCAUAUGCCAUGGCCGGGCAUGUGGAGGACGCCAAGCUCAUGUUUGAGACGAGCCCCUCACGGAGCGUUUUCUCCUGGACAGCCAUGAUCCAGGCAUAUUCCUGCCAUGGAGACUUUGCACAGGCGGAGGAUAUUUUCCUUUGCAAGAUCCCAAUGAUGGACGUCGUGGCCGCGAACACAAUGCUCGCGACGUACACGCUCGCCGGGUGUACGGACAAGGCCGAGAGGCUCCUUGAGACAAUGCCCCUGCGAGAUGAGGUGACUUUGGAUACAAUGCUGGUGGGAUAUUCCCAGAAUGAAAUUUGGUGCUCGAGGAAGCCGCAGUUUUGUUUCAAAAUAUGCCUCUUGUGA